UGCUCCCUACAACAUCAGAUUGUUUCCAUUUAUCAGCAUCUAUCACCUGCAUAAUGAGGGUCCUCCAUUUUUCAGCAGCCAUGUUUGCCAUGAUGGUCCUGACUUCUGCCCUUGUUCUUCCAGAAACAAAGUCGGAUGAUGAUAAAACAGCAAAGAGUGACCUGGUGAAGAGGUCAACUGACUGCCCCCGUGGAUGGACUGGGUUCAACGGCCGCUGCUUCCGCUACAUUCCAAAACCCAUGAGUUGGGCCAGAGCCGAGAAAAACUGCCACUCCAUGAAGGCAAACCUUGCAUCAGUUCAUGACAUGGAGGAGUACCAUGAGAUCCAGAAACUAAUAAUGACUGCAAGUCACGAGUAUAAAGAGACGUGGAUUGGCGGAACUGAUGCGCAAGAGGAUAAUCACUGGUUCUGGAUUGAUGGUACUCCUUUCCUCUAUACAAACUGAUGUCCUAGAG
Poecilia reticulata (guppy) is the source of this 456-nucleotide messenger RNA. The record is from RefSeq and is a predicted model, not a curated record. Lineage: Eukaryota; Metazoa; Chordata; Actinopteri; Cyprinodontiformes; Poeciliidae.